GCAGUUUUCAACCAGUAUACAAGUGGAAAACUAUGAAGUGCUUUUUGAUAAUAAAGUUUUCAUUUCAGAUAAUCCGAAUGAGACGCAGGAAAUCUCGGUAAUCCCUUAUCAGACUACGUUUAUUUCAGCAAGAGCCAACUUUGAACAUGGAGACAAUCAGAAUGCUUAG
Messenger RNA from Trichobilharzia szidati, 169 nucleotides. Lineage: Eukaryota; Metazoa; Platyhelminthes; Trematoda; Strigeidida; Schistosomatidae. The record is from the annotation of a GenBank genome assembly.